Paramecium tetraurelia is the source of this 1014-nucleotide messenger RNA. RefSeq lists its product as uncharacterized. Gene Ontology annotation, biological process: intracellular signal transduction; protein autophosphorylation; peptidyl-serine phosphorylation. The record is from RefSeq and is a predicted model, not a curated record. Lineage: Eukaryota; Ciliophora; Oligohymenophorea; Peniculida; Parameciidae. Gene Ontology annotation, molecular function: ATP binding; calcium ion binding; calcium/calmodulin-dependent protein kinase activity. The transcript is spliced from 8 exons. Gene Ontology annotation, cellular component: cytoplasm; nucleus.
AUGAUAACGUUUUUGUUAAUGAAUUCUGAAACUGAUCAUUAUGGAAUAGAUCAAUCAGAAGCAGGAAAAACCAAAUCAGAAUGUAUAAAAAUUUAUCUUACUUAUAAAUAAAAAUAUGAUAAUAAUAUUAGAUUUUUAGAGGGAGGGGAAUUAUUUGAAAAGAUUACGGACAUGAAAUUUUUACAGACAAAUAUUAGGGGAGUAGUUCAUUGUCAUGAGAAAAAAAUUGCUCAUAGAGAUUCAAAACCAGAAAAUAUCGUUUUUGAAAAUAAGAAACCAAAUUCAAAUUUAAAAAUCAUUGAUUUUGGAACCUCUAAAAAAUUAGGAACUCCAUAUUAUAUGUCUCCAGAGGUUUUGAAAAGAAAUUAUAAUGAAAAAUGUGAUGUAUGGAGCUGUGGUGUCAUACUAUAUAUUAUGCUAUGUGGUUAUCCACCAUUUGGAGGACAUGAUUAAGAGGUUUUAUAAAAUAUAGAGAUUGGAAAGUAUGAAUUUGAUCUUUAUCUGAGGAUUGGUGCAAAAUUUCAGAGGAAGCAAAAAUUGAUUAAAAAAAUGCUUACUAAAGAUUACACAUAUAGAAUCUCAGCAUAAGAUGCAUUUAAUGAUCAAUGGAUUAAAACUAAUGCUCCUAAUGCACCUAUAGACUUCAAGGCAAUUAAUCGUUUGUCAUCUUUUUUCGGGAAUAAUUAGGUGAGAGCUGCUUUGAUGCAGUUCAUCUCAGCUAAUCUAAUGACGAAUUAAGGAGGAAUACUAUAAGGUAAAACAAACGUUAUUAUUCUAGUCUAAUUGAAAUAAUAUGAUGAGAUCAAAGCAAAAUAAAUGGUUGAUGAUAUAUUUGACAAGGUAGACAUGAAUAAUCUGGAUUUGUUGAUUUCACUGAAUUCAUCACAAUCUGCUGCUAAUGAAGAAAAAUUAUUAAGCAAGCAAGGAUUAUAAUAAGCAUUCAAUGUAUUUGACACAAAUGGCGAUGGUUAAAUAAGUAAAGAAGAAUUUUAAGGAAAUCCUGGAAAUUUGUGA